Molecule: messenger RNA, 5501 nt
Organism: Anolis carolinensis (green anole)
Lineage: Eukaryota; Metazoa; Chordata; Lepidosauria; Squamata; Anolidae
Gene: sertad1
Product: SERTA domain containing 1
Exons: 2
Coding region: 1443-2132 (229 amino acids)
Cellular component (GO): nucleus
Molecular function (GO): transcription regulator activity
Source: RefSeq, a predicted model, not a curated record
GAAGAUGAGGAACCCUCUGUUUGGUCGGGGGUCUUCUGAAUCGGGUCGAUUCCGGGGUAGAUACAGGGACUGAUCCGGGAUUGGCGCUCAGUGUGACUCAGGCGGGGCUAAAAAGGGAAGCGGCGGCAUGAGUCACCGAUGGCGGGGGCCGGAAAGGGCUCAAAUCGGGCUCUUCCACCCAGGAGGAAGCCCCUUUCCCCGGCCAAAGCUUUGGGAAGCCAACGCUGGGCAAGAAGGCGGCAUCUACACCGUCGAUUUAAUGCAGUUUGAUACCACUUUAACUGCUAUGGCUCAGUGCUUUGGAAUCCUGGGGUUUCUUGUUUGAUGAGGCAGAGAAAACUCAAGGCCUUGCUAAACUACAACUCCCAUGACUCCAUAGCCUUGAGCCAUGACAGUUAAAGAGGUUUCAAACUGUAUUAAUUCUGUAGUGUAGAUUGAUUCACUACGAGACUUGGCCGCUUCUACACUGUCAUAAAGUAGAUUGUCAAAGCAGCUAAUCCACAUUAUCUGCUUUGAAUCGGAUUAUAUGAGCUCACACUGCCAUAUAAUCCAGUUCAAAGCAGAUAAUCUGGAUUUUAUAUCACAGAGUAGAAGGGGCCCCAGUGAAUUGAGUUAUGAAUCCCAGGAUUCUGAGUAACAAAAAUGAGACCAAAGUCCAAUCAUUGGGUUCAUCCGCACUGUCAAAUUAAUGCAGUUUCAUACCACUUUUAAUUGCCAUCGCUCAAGGUUAUGGAAUCCUGGGAUAUAUAGUUUGUCUGGGCACCAGCAGUCUUUGAUAGAGAAGUCUCAAGACCCUUGUACAACCUAUUAGAUUGUUUUUAAUUAUUUUCAUCUCGACGCUUAAUUUUUUUGGUUAACUGUUGUUACUGUGUAUUACCUUGUAUUAUUUUGAUGUGUUUGUGCUUAUUUGGGGCAUUGAAUGUUUGCCUUUUUUGUUUUGUGUCUGUAAACCACCCUGAGUCCCUUAGGGGAGAGAGGGCAGUCUAGAAAUAAAGAUUAUUAUUAUUAUUAUUAUUAUUAUUAUUAUUAUUACAAAACCCAGCAUUUCAUAGCAUUGAGCCAUGGCAGUUAAAAUGGUGGCGUAUUUGUGUACCCAUGCUUCUUGGCAGGGGGUUGGACUGGGUGGCCCGUGAUGUCUCUUCCAACUCUAUGAUUAUUUUAUUUCAAGCCACAUUGAGUCCCCUUUGGGGAGUUAAAGCAGGGUAUAAAUAAAUAUAAUAUAUUUUUUCAUGUCAGGAGCGACUUGAGAAACUGCAAGUCGCUUCUGGUGUGAGACAAUUGACCGUCUGCAAGGACAUUGCCCAGGGAUGCUCGGAUGUUUUGAUGUUUUUACCAUCCUUGUGGGAGGCUUCUCUCAUGUCCCCGCAUGGAGCUGAAGCUGACAGAGGGAGCUCACCUGCACUUCCUCCCGGGUUGGAUUCAAACCAGCAACCUUCAGAAAGAUGUUGGCCAAGGGCAUGAAACGGAAAUGGAGUGAAGAUGAGGCGCCGGACCUCCUCACGGCCACCCCGCCAUCCAGCUCCCUCUUCAGCCUCUCCGUCUCCAAACUGCACCAGAGCCUCCAAAAUGUGGAGCCCAACCUCCGCCACCUGGUGCUGGUUGCAAACACCCUCCGGCGUAUCCAGGGUGAGAUGCAGCCAGCCGUAAGCCCCAUUAUCCCCGCAGCCCUUGGCGAGGGAGACCCACUUGCUGCUGUUCCCGUCCCCUUGGAGCCUUGCAGGAAACCUCAGGCACCUCUUGCCCCCCAUGUGGACGAGCUCCUGAUCUCCAACAUGGACAUCUCGGUCUUCUCCAGCAUUUUGGAGGACUUGAGUGGCAUAGAGGGUCUGGGGGACUCGUUCCAGCCCUCGCUCGGAGUGCCUGGAGACUUGCUCAGUCCAGAACCAGAACGAACUUCCCAUCCUGGCCCUCAUGACUCUCUAGAGACCUUGGGCCCUGGUGGGUACCUCCUGGAAGAUGGCUUGGAGGGCCUCUUUGAAGACAUUGACACUUCUAUGUAUGACUCUGACCUCUGGCCGCCCACUGAACUUCCACACCUCAAGGAAGGCUUCUCAACUACGGCGCAUGAGAAGCCAGACUUAGCCGAUCUCGACUAUCUCAUGGACAUGCUAGUGGAGGUUCAGGAGCUGUGAUAGAUGGAAAGGGGGUGCGGGGUUUGUGGUGGGAUGGGACAAGUGCAUGGACACAAGUGGGACAUAAAUGGAUGGAAUGGUGGGUGGGUAUAAAGAGAAGCAACGGUGAAAGUCCCAAGUGAAGCUGUCAUUCUAGGUAGCACUGAAGUCUUUAAUACCUCUUUCCUGAAGCCAUUGGCUAACUUGGUUGUGUGAGAGUGAGAAAAACCCACACACAAAAGCUCUGGCCAGCAUGAAAUGUGCUUGGUUUGAAACCUGUUUUUUCAGUAGGUGCUUGGUAUUUUCCUGCAUGGCAGUGGGUUGAAUUGGACGGUCUGUUCCAACUCUGUGUUUGCCUAUGGAAGGUUCUCCAAAGUACAUAAAAUGGGUGACAAGAUUCAGCAGUGGCUGUUAAGGGGAAAUUUAUAUGAGACGUCAGUGGGACCCACCAUGCUUUCCUGGCUGAGCCUUUUCUCCUCCAUUUGGGCUGAUGGAGAGCGGGAAGAGCAUUUCCAAAACUGCCAUUUAAGUAACGUAGACAUCUUAAAGUGCCUGCCUUAGGGGAGCAUUCCACCCGCCUUCUUCCUGUCCUGGAAUGUAGCAAGCCUGUUUCCUCUCCCAAAGCAGCUUCAUUUUAUCCUUCUGAACUGAAUGGACCAGGCAUUUUUGUAGGCAUGGACUGGCAUGAAGGGGAUUGCCUUCAGGCAGUAUAUAAUUGUGUGACUGAUCAUGUAAUUUAUUGUUUGAGUGCCAAGGAUAAUUUUUAAAAACCUUGAAAAAAUGAAGUGUCAGAUUGUUUUAGAAAUAUGUAUAUCUUCUCUUUCUUUGUCUGUUAUGAUUAUUAAUGUAUAUCUUCCUUUACUUCCAAUAAUGGGACUCAGGGUGGCUAACAACAUAGUAAAACUGCCAAUGGAAAACAAUGCAAAAGUCAAUAAAAGUAUAAAUACAAGAUUCUAAAAGCAAUUGAACACUAAACAUUAAAAUAUUUAAAUGCAGUUUUAAAAACCUCUACACACACCCAUUAAAAUGUUAAAAAUCACAUAGCACCGCACAAGAUGAAAAGCUCGGCCCUAGUCAGUUUGUAAAAGCAUGACAACAGAAAAAUGUUUUGACCUGCCAACAGAAGGAGAGCAAGGAUGGGGCCAUCCAGGUGUCUCUAGGGAGGGGUUUCCAAAGUUUGGGAGCAGGACACCCACCUCCCCAAAAACACAGAAGCUGUAGGUGCAAACUACAAGGAGAUGCACACAACCUUCUUUGGGACAGUUGUUUUGGAGUUUGGGGCUCAAGGAGGAAGUGAGUAGUGAUCAAGUGGAAUGACUCAUACUGUGUGGCAUGCACCUGGCGGAUCAUCGCCAUUGCCCUAGAUUCCUAUGGAGAAGGAGGCUGGUGUGGUGCAUUCUCAUUACCAGCCAGAGCCCAGAAGUCAUUCUUGUUGGAUCUUCUCUUACUCUUUCCUAGGUCGUCCUUGGUGCAAGCAAGUUCAUCUGUAAACUAGGGGACCUUUUGUGGAUCUAUAUGGCAAAGGAAUUGUUUUUAAGUCCCAAGAGCUUUGCUAAUAAAAAAAUAACACGGUCAUAGAAUUGGAUAAUGGCAAACCUGAAUGUCGCCAAAAGUUGUGUAAGUUUUUGAGUUCUCCAAAAUGUCACCAGGCUAGAUCACAUAUUCUUUACCCUCAGGGCUAUAUUGUGUUCUCCCAAUUAAAAUAACCCCAAAUCAGCCUCUACUGGAGGUUUACAAGAAUGGUAAAUGCUUUCAGAACAUCCUAAACCCCCCACAAACAAAGAAAAGCUGAAACUGCAUCUCCUCGAGUUACCACUGGAGGCUCACAAGCUGUUGGAUUAGAAUCCUGUGUGCCAUUCACUUCCUAAGAGGACUUUUGGACUAGUGUGGAAAUAAAUAAUCUGUUUGGCAAUUGGUCUUUUGCAAAACCUGUAUCUGGAUGAGGAACUAUAGUAGAGUCUCACUUAUCCAACAUUCGCUUAUCCAACGUUCUGGAUUAUCCAAUGCAGUCUGCCUUUUAGUAGUCAGUGUUUUUGUAGUCAAUGUUUUCAAUACAUUGUGAUAUUUUGGUACUAAAUUUGUAAAUACAGUAAUUACUAUGUAGCAUUACUGUGUACUGAACUACUUUUUCUGAAAAAUUUGUUAAACAUGUUUUGGUGCUUAAUUUGUAAAAUCAUAACCUAAUUUGAUGUUUAAUAGGCUUUCCUUAAUCUCUCCUUAUUAUCCAACAUAUUCGCUUAUCCAGUGUUCUGCCGGCCUGUUUAUGUUGGAUAAGUGAGACUCUACUGUACUUCCAGAAUGCCCCAGCCAAUAUGAGGAUUCCAGGAGAAGCAGUCCAAACAAAGACACUUUCCACAUUUUAACGUCAGUUUAGACUUAAAACUCUUUGCUUAAAACACACAAUGAAAGGAACUGAUCCAGUCCCUCAAGGCUAAUUCAAUAAAAAAAACAUUUACCUAGAGCCUUUUCUUUAACUGGCUGCUACUUUCUUUGGUGUUCUACCCCUUUCCAUGGAAAGAAGGGUGAGCAAAGGGGUAAGGAGAUAACAAUUUGUUGUGUGCUUUCAAGAUAUUUCUGAUUUAUGGCAACCUUAGUGAAGCUAUUACAGGGUCUUCUUGGGAGAAUUUGUCUGGAGAGAGUUUGCUUUGUCUUCCUCUGAGGCUGAGAAAAUGUAACUUGCCCAAGGUUACCCAGGGAGUCUUCAACCCAAACAGGGAUUCAAACCCUGCUCUCUAUAUCCGAUAAUCAAAUCACCAUACUGCACUGUAGUCUAUAAAAUCCUUUGACAGCACGUAAUGCCAGAGUCUCAGGACCUCAUAAGAAAUGCAUGCUUGAUAGAUGAUGAAAAUCACAGACUAGUAGUAAUCAUGGUAUGUGGUAAGCAUUAGCAAGCGGGACUAAAUUCAGUGCUUCUCUGCCUGGGUUUUAGAUAACCAGCAGAGGGCAUUCUUAGGCCAGCAGUGGCUGCCUUCCAUUCUGCUCUACCUCUAAACUAGAACAGCAUCAUUUCCUUCCAUCUAAGAACAUUAAAAGACUAAUAAGCAGUGGUGUUGGUUAGUACCUUUUAAAUAUUUCUCUCAUAUAUGAUGAAUGUAAGUGAUACUAACUUGGAAGCUAAGCAAGAUAAUUUCUGACGGUCUGGAUAUACCCAGCCUUAGAUGUUUGGGCAUCUGAGGUUCAAUUUACAUCUGCUAGGACAAUAGUUUCAGAUUGUUCUAAUGCAACUCUUCAUAGUUUCACAAAAAACGCCACACAGUUAUGGUCUUUCUGGGUCAGCUCUUGGACCAAAGCUAUCAGCCUGUUAGGUGUGGCUGUGUGAAGAUUGUUGCAAGCUGCCCUGAGUCCCUUUUGGGAGAGGGGACGGGAUACAAAUAAAGUUUAUUAUUAUGA